AUGAGAGAGAAGGAUCACUCACCAAGAAAAAUGCUGCCCAGCCCUAAGCAAGGGUGCGUCUAUCCAUUAUUAGGCCUAGUGCCCACCACUACCUAUGCAUCACAAGUACCUUAUGACCUGUCGGUGACGGCGGCGCGGACCUCAUCUGCAGCAGCGUGCACGUCACCACUAUCACUCACAAUAUCCGCCUUAAGUCAAAGCCACAAAGAAGCAAAAACUCGGAAACGCUGCAGCAGUUACGACCAACCGCUCGACUUACGGCUAGCACACAAAAAGCACGACGGCUGCAGCGCAAGCGGUGCCUCCUCUCCACUAGAAGAUGAGAAUAGCAAUCUGAUAUAUAGUGGCACAAACUACAACAGUCGUUCCAAUUACCACAGCACACCCAAAAGCGAUGCGUCCCCUAGUAGUCAUAAUAGCCCUAGUGGGCACACGCCGUCCCAAAACGCACGCACAUUCAAUUUCCGCGUACAACGCGAUUCGUCGCCGGCGGAUAUCAACUGCGAAAAGGAGCUUAAUAACAACAAUCUGCCAUCUUUGUGUCACAAUACGAUAGCUGCUAAUCUAGAAAGCCUAAGCAGCAAACAAAAGCAACGCUUGCGCACACAAAAGUCGGAUUUGGGCGUGGCCUGCUUGCGCCUCACUGAAUCAUUGCACUUGAAUGCCGCCGCCGCAGCAGUAUCAGCAGAUCGACUGCCAUUUGUCUCAUCCGCCUUACAUCCAACAUUGCUGGAAGCGAUGGCGAAGGCCAUUCCAAUGCCUUACCGUAACCCGUUCGUGCUGCCUCGUCCUCCAACAGCGAGUUCCUUCCCCUUUCUGCAGCCGUCGUUGCAAAAGGAUAUGCUGCCCAAUUCGUUACAGCUACAACAAUCCGCGUCCAACGAUGCGCAACUCGAAUUCCACUAUGACGGCGGAGGCGGUCGUAGCAGUUUAGCUGAUGCGUUAACUCACCCGCUAAUGGGCGCCAACGUUAGCAAAGUGGCGCUGAAUUCCGGCGGUGGCAGCAGUGGUGGGGGAGAAGGUACACCAAAACACUUGCAACAACACGCCAACCAGCAGCAGUUAAAUCGUCAUGCGCGUCAGCAGCAACUUACUGCUGGAGGUAUAGGAAGUCGUACAGCGCUUGUUUCGGAUGGUGUUCAUCAUAACCCUAAGAAAUCGUCGUCUACGUCACGAGCCGGUUUGACGGCAAACACAAUGAAUAAUGCCACAGCGGCGCAGUACAAAAGCAAAGAUCGCUACACUUGCAAGUUCUGCGGCAAGGUUUUUCCGCGAUCCGCCAAUCUAACUCGCCACCUACGAACGCACACCGGCGAGCAGCCGUACAAGUGCAAAUACUGUGAACGUUCCUUCAGCAUAUCCUCGAACCUGCAGCGUCACGUACGCAACAUACACAACAAAGAGCGGCCUUUCAAGUGUGAGAUUUGCGAGCGUUGCUUUGGUCAGCAGACGAACCUGGAUCGUCAUCUGAAGAAACAUGAAAGUGACGCUGUGUCGCUUGGUUUGGGCAUGAACGAGCGCAUACGCGGUCUACGGCGUGGUGGCUACUGCGAUAAUCCUACAGAAGAGUCCUACUUUGAAGAGAUACGUUCCUUUAUGGGUAAAGUGACACAACUGCCACUUGGCGGUGCAGCUGAAACUGUCGGGCUCACAUCGUCUCAAGCCACAGCGUCUGGCAGUCAUAAAGCCGCAUCGAAGUCGCCAUCUACACGCAGCUCUACGUCGAGCAUUUCAGAUCGCGAGUCCUCAACCAGUGGAGGUUUGCAAAUUGUGCAAAACGAAUUAAGUUUAGAUCAGGAUGGAGAUGCGGAGGUGAAAACGGAAGUUGACACCAAUACCGAGAUGGCACUUGUAAGGGAUGCCGAAGAAGCUGAGAUAAGCAGAGAAGUUAACGCUGAUGCGGAUGUAGAUGCAAUACUCAAAACAAAGUGUCUGGACGUUGAGAUGGCAGCCACUGAGUCAGUUACAACAAUCACAACAAAAUCUACAAAAAAAAGCAUUUAUCAGAGCACUAGGCAGUCAAGCGAAAAUAGUACAUAUUUUUCGCAGCAGGAGUUGUGCAUUAAGCGUGAAAGCAGUAGCAGCAGCGGCAGCCCACUGUGCGCUACUUGA
Rhagoletis zephyria (snowberry fruit fly) is the source of this 2112-nucleotide messenger RNA. Its product is annotated as protein sister of odd and bowel-like. Gene Ontology annotation, molecular function: RNA polymerase II cis-regulatory region sequence-specific DNA binding; DNA-binding transcription activator activity, RNA polymerase II-specific. The record is from RefSeq and is a predicted model, not a curated record. Gene Ontology annotation, cellular component: nucleus. Gene Ontology annotation, biological process: regulation of transcription by RNA polymerase II. Lineage: Eukaryota; Metazoa; Arthropoda; Insecta; Diptera; Tephritidae.